AUGGAUCCAAGGUUGGACCCAAAGUGGGACAUACGCUUUCCCGAUGCAAGUUCACGACCAAAGUAUGGGGACAAAAUGAUCUCUUCUUAUAAUCUCUCCUUCAUUUACACCUGUGCCAACUAUCCCGAUGAUGACGGACUUAUACUAGCGGAUCCCGAGAACAAGAGAGUGUUCCUAGCUACACUUCGAGUCCUCUUUGGCAAUACCAGAACGGAUAUUCCUUAUGUGGUCACCACCUUCGAGGAUUCGGACCAUUGGAUCACCAAAAAGGUAGCUGCAGUGGCGGAUAAGUACAUAGACGAGCUACUUGCCGACAUUCAAACGUUGUCUUCGCCCGAAAAAGAAGCCCAAAAGAGGGAGCUCAAUAUCAGAGAUUCGACGUUCCCAAAUAUUAAUUCUAGAAAGGCUACGAGAGAGGAAAUCCUCAAGAUCUAUGCCGGCGCGUGUUGGUAUGACCCUGAGGGAACAGGUUUCGAACCCGCCGAAUUGCGUAUUCUACUCGGUGCCUUGAUUGGCAUGAAAAAAGGCGAACGCGUCAGGGCGAUACCCCCGUUUGUCCGUUCCUUUAUUGAAGACGAUCAAGAUACUUUCACGGAAGAAGUGAAAAGAUUCGCGAGCUUGAGAAAGGAUGAAUUGCUUGGCGAAGUCGACGUUUUGUGGCGGAAUCAUGUGACGAAGGAUUUGACACCCCCAGCGCUUGUUGAGCCUACACCGGCUGAACCUUCAAUCCCGGCCGGAUACAGAAACGUCGGCUCUGCCUAUGGCGCGCCAGACAUAAGGCCAGUGCCUGGUGGCCUGAGCACAAUCAGCCAUCCUUCAUCUCAAACUCCAGCUUCUGGGCACGGGCAAGACUUCAUCCUAGGCCAACUCCCUGAGGGGUCUCAGUUCCAGUCCGAGCACGAAGGGUUGUAUGGGCACCAGACUGUCCUCGACAAAGAAAGCCCUCCUUCCAGUAACGCAGAAAUCUCUGCCUCCUCCUCCUCCUCGAGACGAUCAGCAUCGCCCACGGGAGCUGGAGUGAAACGCCAAACCAAGGAUGAGAAAGCUCGUCGGAACACAGCAAAGGGAGGUAGCGAGAAGAAGGUGGAUGAAGGUGACGAGAAGAAACCUAGGGACAGUCGUCAGAAGAAGGCUGUUAGAGUCAAUUAUCAGGCCAAGAAGGUUCAUCCCCUUCGACCAAAGUAG
Letharia columbiana is the source of this 1185-nucleotide messenger RNA. RefSeq lists its product as uncharacterized. Bases 1 to 1185 code for a protein of 394 amino acids. The record is from RefSeq and is a predicted model, not a curated record. The transcript has 3 exons. Lineage: Eukaryota; Fungi; Ascomycota; Lecanoromycetes; Lecanorales; Parmeliaceae.